GUCUUCCUGUCUACAGCAAGGGUGCACUUUGCCAGACGAUGAUCACUGGUUUGUCCACCACAAGGAGAGUCCAAGCGCUUUCAGAGUUCUCGGAGAAGUUGAACAGCAGCACCACCAAGGAGUUGAUCUAUCCUGAGAACAACGGGAAGGCAACGGAGGCAGACGGCCAUUUCAAGAAUUGGUUGAUCUCCGUGCAGAACUCCUUGCAGUCUCUCAACAUAGUUAGGGCUCCCAUUCCAACACCCAGAAUCAGCAUCACAAGGGCUGGAUCGCCCACUCUCACUGAGAAGCAGCAGCAGUGCAAGCCGUUGAAAAAGUAUCUUGAAAGUGAUCAAGGCACCAAGGACGGGGUUGGACACAAGAAGCAACAAUAA
Molecule: messenger RNA, 374 nt
Organism: Durusdinium trenchii
Lineage: Eukaryota; Dinophyceae; Suessiales; Symbiodiniaceae
Source: the annotation of a GenBank genome assembly